AUGGAUAAUAUUUUAUUCUCAAAAGUAUUCAAUAAUUUAUUUCUUCAAAAUUUAAUAUUUAAAGAAGUUUCUGUGAUUUCAAGUCCACAAAGCAAUAGGAAGGCAAGACUAGAGAAAAUGGGUGUGUUUGAAUGUGCUAUUGCACGUGGCACUACAGAGAUGCUUGAAUAUCUCUUGGAGUUCUACAAGAUCGAUCGUCACUUGGAGAAUGAAUCGCCAUUCGAUCGCGUACUCAACCGGUUUUUGGUGUUUGCAGCACAGUAUGGUCGACUUGACAUGGUGGAAUACCUCUUCCAACGAUUCCCAGAUAAUCAAUCGCAGUGGGAAUUGAACCGUGCGUUGUCACUCUCGGUGUAUUCCGGAAAUUUCGAGCUCUUGAAAUUCAUUUCUGCAAAGCUCGAUAGCUGCGGUGAGGAAGUGAAUAAGAUUGACAACAAAAUGUUUGGUGGCAACGUCUAUAAUGAUGCCGCACACCUCGGACGUAUCGAUAUCAUAAAGUGGCUGUUAGAGAACCGCUCGCAAGACCUGGCGCGAACCAAUAUGAUCAUUUGUGCAACUCAAGGCAAUCAGCCAAAGGUGAUUGAGUUUCUUUUGGACGAGUUGAACUAUCCUAUGAAUAUGGAGUCGCGAGAUUACCUUAGAAUUGCAGCGAGAGCACCAGAUAGAACUGAGAUCUUCAAGAUGUUGUAUCAAAGAAAAUGCGUGUGUCCAGUCAAUGCUAUGAAUGAAGCAUCGGCAUUUGGAAACCUCGAGCUUAUUAAGUGGCUACAUGAAAAUACAACUAUUGGAUGUACUGAAGAUGCUAUGACAAAUGCCGCUGAAAUGGGACACUUGGAAACUGUCAAGUGGCUCCAUGCAAAUCGAACUGAAGGAUGUAAUGAAGAUACAAUGGAUCUCGCUGCUGGCCAAAACCAUUUGGAAAUUGUCAAGUGGCUCCAUGCAAAUCGAAAUGAAGGUUGCACGGAGAAUGCAUUUUAUAAUGCUAUUAGUGCCAAUCAUCUAAACAUGUUGAAAUGGUUGCACAAGAAUAAAAAUGAGGAAUUCAACCCGUCGGUUGAGAUGCUAGAUCAUGUUGCACAACUUGGAUUUGUCGAGAUGCUACAAUGGUUGGAGGAAACCACUGGAUUGCAAUGCUCGGAAUCCGCAUUGAUUGAGGCACUAGCGACAUCUCUGCCAAUGGUGAAAUAUCUCUACAGUAGAAAUGGACCGGACAAUCUAUAUGGUUUCAACGAACAAAUAUUCGAUAUUGCUGUCGGUUCUCUACAUCUUGGCAAUGUCAAAUGGCUACACGAGAACCUGACAGGUAUCGAAGAUGCCAGAACUUUUAGUCUACAGUCAUUCGGCAGAGCACUCCAAUCGAAUGCCUAUGAAUUGGUUGAUUUCCUAGCAGAGAAAGAGAGUGAGCAGUGUAAGACUCACUUGAAAUCAAUGAAUAUCGAUGACCUUAUCAAAUAUCUUUUGAAAAACAAUAGUUGCUAUACAUUGGAAUGGGUACUACAAAAUGCAACUACUCUCAGCAUUGAUCAACUCCAGCAACAUCAAAAGUCAGUUAGUACAUUGAAUUCAAUUGAAGCAAUCGAUGUAUUAACAUUACAUAUCGAUUCACUUUCACUUUCAACCAAAUAA
Heterostelium album PN500 is the source of this 1626-nucleotide messenger RNA. RefSeq lists its product as uncharacterized. The coding region runs from base 1 to 1626 and encodes 541 amino acids. Lineage: Eukaryota; Evosea; Eumycetozoa; Acytosteliales; Acytosteliaceae. The record is from RefSeq and is a predicted model, not a curated record. The transcript has 2 exons. Gene Ontology annotation, molecular function: protein binding.